CUUGAUUUUGUAGUUGGAGUUUAAAGGGGUUGAUGGCUACUCGUAAUUUGGAGAAAUUGGCAUCUAUAGAUGCACAGUUGAGGCUUUUGGUACCUACUAAGGUGUCUGAAGAUGAUAAGCUUGUUGAGUAUGAUGCUUUGCUUUUGGACCGUUUUCUUGAUAUUCUUGAGGAUUUGCAUGGAGAGGGUAUCAAAGAAACAGUCCAAGAAUGUUAUGAGCUUUCUGCUGAGUAUGAAAACACGCGUGAUAAGAAGAAGCUGGAGGAGCUUGGCAGUGUGUUGACAAGUUUGGAUCCAGGGGAUUCAAUUGUUGUUGCUAAAUCUAUUUCUCACAUGCUUAACAUGGCCAACUUGGCUGAGGAGGUUCAGAUUGCCAAUAGUGGGAGGGAAAAGUCGAAAAAGGGCGACUUUUCAGAUGAGAGCAACUUGAUGACUGAAUCCGACAUUGAAGAAACACUCAAGAGACUUGUAGUGGACUUGAAGAAGUCUCCUCGAGAAGUUUUUGAAGCUCUGAAGAAUCAGACAGUGGAUUUGGUCUUUACUGCUCAUCCGACUCAAGCUACCCGGAGAUCUUUGCUUCAGAAGCAUGCAAGGAUCCGCAAUUGCUUGGCUCAGUUGUAUGCUAAAGACAUUACACCCGACGAUAAAGAGGAGCUGGAUGAAGCUUUACAGAGGGAGAUUCAAGCUGCUUUCCGCACUGAUGAAAUCAGAAGGACUCCUCCAACACCACAAGAUGAAAUGAGAGCUGGAAUGAGUUACUUCCAUGAAACAAUUUGGAACGGUGUUCUGAGGUUUCUACGACGUGUAGACACAGCUCUUAAAAACAUUGGGAUUAAUGAACGAAUUCCUUAUAAUGCUCCUCUCAUCCAGUUCUCAUCUUGGAUGGGUGGCGACCGUGAUGGUAAUCCAAGAGUCACUCCUGAGGUCACUAGAGAUGUUUGCUUAUUGGCUCGAAUGAUGGCAGCGAAUUUGUACUAUUCUCAGAUAGAUGAUCUAAUGUUUGAGUUAUCUAUGUGGCGUUGCAAUGACGAGCUUCGUGAUCGGGCAGAUGAACAACACCGUUCAUUAAAGAGAGACGAAAAACACUACAUAGAAUUCUGGAAACAAGUUCCACCAAGUGAACCGUAUCGUGUAAUUAUUGGUGAUGUGAGAGAUAAACUAUAUCAUACACGUGAGCGUACUCGCCAGCUGUUAUCCAAUGGGUUCUCUGAAAUUCCUGAGGAGGCAACAUAUACUAACAUCGAGCAGUUCUUGGAACCUCUUGAGCUCUGCUACAGAUCUCUUUGUGCUUGUGGGGAUCGACCAAUUGCUGACGGAAGCCUUCUGGAUUUUCUACGACAAGUUUCCACCUUUGGACUCUCACUUGUGAGACUUGACAUAAGACAAGAGUCGGAUCGCCACACUGAUGUCCUUGAUGCCAUUACCCAGCACUUGGAAAUUGGUUCAUAUCGAGAGUGGUCUGAGGAAUGUAGACAAGAGUGGCUUCUCUCUGAACUCAGCGGCAAGCGACCUCUAUUUGGACCUGAUCUACCAAAAACUGAAGAAAUUGCUGAUGUUUUGAAUACAUUCCAUGUCAUAUCAGAACUUCCAUCAGACUGCUUUGGGGCAUACAUCAUCUCAAUGGCCACUGCACCAUCUGAUGUGCUUGCUGUUGAGCUUUUACAGCGUGAAUGCCACGUGAAGCAACCUUUACGGGUAGUUCCACUUUUUGAGAAAUUGGAUGAUCUGGAGGCUGCUCCUGCUGCUAUUGCACGUCUCUUUUCUAUUGAGUGGUACAAAAACCGCAUUAAUGGGAAGCAAGAAGUCAUGAUUGGCUACUCAGACUCUGGAAAGGAUGCUGGUAGGCUGUCGGCAGCAUGGCAGCUAUAUAAGGCUCAAGAGGAGCUUAUAAAAGUUUCCAAACAAUAUGGCGUGAAGCUAAUUAUGUUCCAUGGCAGAGGUGGUACAGUUGGAAGAGGAGGUGGUCCCAGCCAUCUUGCUAUAUUAUCUCAGCCACCUGAUACAAUUCAGGGAUCUCUUCGUGUAACAGUUCAAGGUGAGGUUAUUGAGCAAUCAUUUGGGGAGGAACACUUGUGUUUUAGGACACUCCAGCGUUUCACUUCUGCCACCCUAGAACAUGGAAUGUAUCCACCUUUCCCCCCAAAGCCAGAAUGGCGUGCACUUCUGGAUGAAAUUUCUGUCAUUGCUACAGAGAAGUAUAGGUCAAUAGUAUUCAAGGAACCCCGAUUUGUCGAGUACUUCCGCCUGGCAACACCCGAGCUGGAGUAUGGUCGGAUGAACAUUGGUAGCCGUCCAUCAAAGCGUAAACCAAGUGGAGGCAUAGAAACACUUAGAGCUAUUCCAUGGAUCUUUGCAUGGACCCAGACUAGGUUUCAUCUGCCAGUCUGGCUUGGCUUUGGGGCAGCAUUUAAGUAUGCACUUAACAAGGAUAAAAAAAACCUCAAUAUGCUGCAGGACAUGCACAAAAAAUGGCCAUUCUUUAGAGUUACUGCUGAUUUGAUUGAGAUGGUGUUUGCCAAGGGAGACCCCGGCAUUGCUGCUUUGUACGACAAGCUUCUGGUUUCUGAAGAUUUGUGGUCCUUCGGUGAGCUUUUGAGGUCCGAUUAUGAGGAGACUAAGAGCCUCCUGCUUCAGGUUGCUGGACACAAGGAACUUCUAGAGGGAGACCCCUGCUUAAAACAACGACUCAGGCUGCGUGAUUCCUAUAUCACUACUUUAAAUGUAUGCCAAGCUUACACACUAAAGAGGAUUCGUGAUCCAACCUACAACGUCACUCUAAGGCCUCACAUUACCAAGGAAUACAUAGAAUCGAAACCUGCUGCUGAACUCGUGAGCCUGAAUCCAGAAAGCGAGUAUGCUCCCGGCUUGGAAGACACACUCAUCUUGACCAUGAAAGGUAUUGCUGCUGGAAUGCAGAAUACUGGUUAAAUCUGUUACUAUGUUUUUGUUUUAAUGGUUGGUAAAGUAUUUGCCCAUCCUAAAGUAUACAUUAAGAAUCAUGUAUCCUUAAGUACAUUUUUUUUGCAACUUCUAGUUUAGUUACCCCAUAAAAUGGAUGAAUAAUUAUUCCCCUCUCUGUUUAG
Solanum tuberosum (potato) is the source of this 3082-nucleotide messenger RNA. Its product is annotated as phosphoenolpyruvate carboxylase-like. The transcript is spliced from 10 exons. Bases 33 to 2927 code for a protein of 964 amino acids. Gene Ontology annotation, biological process: carbon fixation; leaf development; tricarboxylic acid cycle. Lineage: Eukaryota; Viridiplantae; Streptophyta; Magnoliopsida; Solanales; Solanaceae. Gene Ontology annotation, molecular function: phosphoenolpyruvate carboxylase activity. Gene Ontology annotation, cellular component: cytosol; chloroplast; apoplast. The record is from RefSeq and is a predicted model, not a curated record.